This is a messenger RNA of Raphanus sativus (radish), 820 nucleotides long. RefSeq lists its product as uncharacterized. The record is from RefSeq and is a predicted model, not a curated record. NCBI's taxonomy places the organism in Eukaryota, Viridiplantae, Streptophyta, Magnoliopsida, Brassicales, Brassicaceae. The transcript has a single exon. The coding region runs from base 171 to 776 and encodes 201 amino acids. Gene Ontology annotation, molecular function: RNA nuclease activity. Gene Ontology annotation, cellular component: peroxisome. Gene Ontology annotation, biological process: regulation of gene expression.
CUUUUUUUGAUAUUUCCUUAUUUUAUAAGAUUGCUAUUAUUGAUACCUUAUUUUCCUUUUACUUGAUGUUAUCUUUGCUUAUAAAAAGGGACUAAGAUCGAUUUUGAUAAUAGUCAUCCCAAAACUUGAGACUAAAAAACUUCUAUUGUUUUCGUACCCCGUCCAAAACCAUGCCUAUAUCUUACCCGAUCAGCGAGUUCGUCGUGGCUGAUACAGGUGUCUUCUGGGACAUUGCUUAUUGUCCCAUCCCUAGUGGUCUCGAUCCAGAAACGAUUUAUCAGAAUAUGAAACAAUCUCUUAAGAAUAUGGGUUACUAUGGUAAGUUGUCAAUAUUUGCUUACGGUGAUGAGAAUCAGAACCCUAAAGAUAUCGAAACGGGCGGAAUCAAGUGCGUAUUCGCAGGAGAUGAGCAGACAAGGGUUAACAAGAUCUUGCACGACCUCACCUUCUGGGGGAUACGCAGGAAAAACGAGGAGAGACGAGCGAAUGUGAUGGUCAUCUCAGGAUCCAAGUUUGAAGACGAACUCUACGUCAAGUUUCUUGGCUAUUUGAGAUCAUUAAAUACCAAUAUUCUCUUAGCGCAGCCUGAAGACUUACCAAACCCUGGUGAUGAAGCAUCAGGGACGCUACUUCGUAAUGUAAGUGAAGUGUGGCUUUGGAAAAGUCUAGCAACUGGAGAAAAGCCUAUCUACCGAAGCGGAAGUUUACAAGAUGUUGACGAUGCAUCUGCUUGUAGUAAAAAGUCGCAAGGUGUUGGCGACGACGUAAGUGGAUGAUGCUAAGGGUCACAACAUGGAAUGGAAGUAGUUGAUGCUAGGUU